AUGGUGUGUCAAGAUUUGUUUGUGUUCUUCUGCAGUACCAUAAACCAGACCCACAGCACAAAAGCUCAGAGAAGCAGUGGAUACGUCGACUUCGGCACCUUUCCAAGCUAUAUGGAACUGGAUAUAUGGGUAGAUGUGGAAAACAAGUUGGGGAAGGCUCGAUCGGACAUUCUGCUUAUAAUGGAUCCUAAUGAAAUGGGUAAGUGGAGGCAAAUGGACAUUCCAAAUGCCCUUUUAAGUUACAAUGAUUAUCUUCCUCCAGAGUUUUUAAUGGUGUGUGUCCUGUUUUGCAGUGAAAACGAAUCCCCCAUCAGAUGUCAAUAUUAUUUCAGAGAAGAACUUUUCCAGGACUCUCUUAGUGAGCUGGAAGCAACCUAUCCAUGAAACCAUUGUCAAACUGAAAUACAACGUCAGGUUCUGCACUGUGGGCUCUGGAAACUGGACUGAGGUAAAUAGCUACAAUCUCAGUACAAGUUAAAGGGAUGAUUUACUGCAACCUCAGUGUGUUCAACGUUUUUUAGACUUCAGAAGUUGACUAAUGUCGAGGUAAGUCUACUUCCAGGCCAUCUGUUGUGUAGUCUUUUUUUGGAAAGGAUCUGCGCCAUUAACAAAAUGCACAUGAGAUGGUUAGUUCAGGAGUAUUCCAGGCAGAGCAAAAAAGCUUGCUGCAAUUCUACACAUUUUGCCAUAGGGUGAAGACAAAUGUUUGCAGUUUUUAAUAUGAUAUAUGAUGAUCAAUGGGGACUCCCAGUCGGUAAUUCAACCAUGAUUACUACAAGUUUAGAUAGUCUAGCAGCCAGCUUACUUACCAAUCUAAAACAUUUUAGCUGACAUGAGCUAAUUGAGUGACUGUCAGUGACUGACAUAACAAGAGACAAACUGCUGAGGCACAACCACAUUUUGAAAUUGCACCUGGUGCAUUCUACUAUUCUAACUCUCAACAGUAAGUUGAGACCCCGACUGAGUCCGAAAGUAAAAAGACGCAAAAGCUGAGCGUAAAGGACAGGAAGCAUAGAAAUAGCGCACAUCGUACGGUUCUACCGCUUAUCAGACUUGCUUUCAAUGAGAAUGACAGAUCUGUAGCUAACAUUUCUAUGUGAAUUUGGUCAAGUCACCCACAAAGCUACACACUGGGCCUUUUAUUGUUAAAAGUCAUCUAUCCUAUUCUCAUUCUUAGGUGUUCUCAACAGUGAAUCAAACAUGCUACUCUCAUCUGUAUUGUUGGAGCUGUUUCAAGUCGGCGUUCUGUACGCACAAGUUUGUUGCCCUCUCGUGUCCAUCUGUCAUCAUACCCAUUUAAUUGACUGUUAUAGGUGCCCCCAAAUGACACUGAAAGUAGCAAGGAGUCUUUCCGUCUCCAAUAUCUCAAGCCGGACACGAAGCACGUAGUGCAGGUCCGCUGCAUGCAUCACACUGGCUACGGCUACUGGAGUGACUGGAGUGCCAACACUACCGCCAAGACCCCAAUGGACAGUGAGUAGCCAUGACAACAAGCAUAUGUCAAACUAUCGCCUUUCAUUGCGGGCAACCGUGUAGAGCCAUGACGAGAGUGUGCGAGUGAUUUUAAGUUCAAUAGUAUUGAGUGUGAUCCAGGUAGGUAGUCCAUAUGGACUGUACACUUUGUGUCGUUAUACAGUGGGGGAAAAAAGUAUUUAGUCAGCCACCAAUUGUGCAAGUUCUCCCACUUAAAAAGAUGAGAGGCCUGUAAUUUUCAUCAUAGGUACACGUCAACUAUGACAGACAAAAUUAGAAAAGAAAUUCCAGAAAAUCACAUUGUAGGAUUUUUAAUGAAUUUAUUUGCAAAUUAUGGUGGAAAAUAAGUAUUUGGUCAAUAACAAAAGUUUCUCAAUACUUUGUUAUAUACCCUUUGUUGGCAAUGACACAGGUCAAACGUUUUCUGUAAGUCUUCACAAGGUUUUCACACACUGUUGCUGGUAUUUUGGCCCAUUCCUCCAUGCAGAUCUCCUCUAGAGCAGUGAUGUUUUGGGGCUGUCGCUGGGCAACACAGAUUUUCAACUCCCUCCAAAGAUUUUCUAUGGGUUGAGAUCUGGAGACUGGCUAGGCCACUCCAGGACCUUGAAAUGCUUCUUACGAAGCCACUCCUUCGUUGCCCGGGCGGUGUGUUUGGGAUCAUUGUCAUGCUGAAAGACCCAGCCACGUUUCAUCUUCAAUGCCCUUGCUGAUGGAAGGAGGUUUUCACUCAAAAUCUCACGAUACAUGGCCCCAUUCAUUCUUUCCUUUACACGGAUCAGUCGUCCUGGUCCCUUUGCAGAGAAACAGCCCCAAAGCAUGAUGUUUCCACACCCAUGCUUCACAGUAGGUAUGGUGUUCUUUGGAUGCAACUCAGCAUUCUUUGUACUCCAAACACGACGAGUUGAGUUUUUACCAAAAAGUUAUAUUUUGGUUUCAUCUGACCAUAUGACAUUCUCCCAAUCCUCUUCUGGAUCAUCCAUAUGCACUCUAGCAAACUUCAGACGGGCCUGGACAUGUACUGGCUUAAGCAGGGGGACACAGCAGGAUUUGAGUCCCUGGCGGCGUAGUGUGUUACUGAUGGUAGGCUUUGUUACUUUGGUCCCAGCUCUCUGCAGGUCAUUCACUAGGUCCCCCCGUGUGGUUCUGGGAUUUUUGCUCACCGUUCUUGUGAUCAUUUUGACCCCACGGGGUGAGAUCUUGUGUGGAGCCCCAGAUCGAGGGAGAUUAUCAGUGGUGUUGUAUGUCUUCCAUUUCCUAAUAAUUGCUCCCACAGUUGAUUUCUUCAAACCAAGCUGCUUACCUAUUGCAGAUUCAGUCUUCCCAGCCUGGUGCAGGUCUACAAUUUUGUUUCUGGUGUCCUUUGACAGCUCUUUGGUCUUGGCCAUAGUGGAGUUUGGAGUGUGACUGUUUGAGGUUGUGGACAGGUGUAUUUUAUACUGAUAACAAGUUCAAACAGGUGCCAUUAAUACAGGUAACGAGGGGAGGACAGAGGAGCCUCUUAAAGAAGAAGUUACAGGUCUGUGAGAGCCAGAAAUCUUGCUUGUUUGUAGGUGACCAAAUACUUAUUUUCCACCAUAAUUUAUCUCAAAUUGAUGACUGGUGUGAUUUCUGCUCUCUUCUUUGUCCAGAGCCUACAAGUAAGCCAGACCUAUGGAGAGUGGUCAUUCCCAGCCAAGGCAACAGUGGGCGGAGAGUGCAAGUGAUGUGUAAGGUAAUGAAGAGCAUACUACUGCUUUAUUACCAGCUAUAUGGCUUGAAUAAUUAUUGGUGCGGGGCUCUACAGUGCAAACAUUUUACUCGUAUACGCGCCUAAAUAUUAUGCUGUGCGUCCUAUAAUUUUAAUUUAGGAGCACCAGUGCGCCUAGAGAAAUUAAGGAUUCUAGCUUUAAACCUCAAAUAUUUUUCAUUGUGCUCCUACAUUUCUUUGUGUGCUCCUACAUUUUUCAACUUGGGCGCACACGUGCUCCUUGUAACAAAGGUCAGCGUAGAACCCUGUGAUGAUUGGUUGUUGCCUUCUUCUUCCCAUCAUAGGAUCCAGUGGAGUCCAAUGGAAGGAUUCAAGGCUACAACAUUAAGAUCCAAGAUGGAGCCUGGGAGGCUGUGCCGGUCAAUGGCUCUGAGCUGAACUCCAGGUCGCAGGAGAGGAAAAUGAUCCCCCUUUACCAGAUUCUACUGUCUGACAAGAGAAGAGGCUCCAUUGAAUUGAAGGCCUGGAAUUCUGUUGGCAUGUCUCCCCGAGCGUCUUUGGGCAUUCCUAAAUUGGCCCACGGUGUGUGACCUUGUCAGCUAAAAUGUUCUCUCUCAUUCUUCCUUUGUAAAAUGUUACCAAUAAUAAUGAAUGAUAUUGGGUAAUAUAUUAUAUUAACGUUUUAUGUUAAUACAAUUAUCAAAGCAACAACUGAAUCUUGUGCUAGCUAACUAGCUCUGUUCAUAUAUUAAUAGGAAUGUUGGUCAAGAGAGACCAUAGCGAUGUCAACGAUUCACUGAUGUCAUGUGUUCUGCAUGUUAACUGAAAGCACUGUAGCUUGGCUUUGAGAUGUUCAUGUCAUGAUGUCAUGUUGUAUCCGUAUGUGCUGUGUAUUCCAGAGCCCCCUCCAGUGGCGUCGCUCAGUAGUUUUACCCAGGACGGGAGGUUGUGGGUGGAGUGGCAGCCCCCCAAUCUGGGGGCCACAGGGGUGACGGAGUAUGUCCUAGAGUGGGUUUCGGUCAGCGACGGCGCGAUGGACUGGCAGAGAGAACCUAGACACAACAGGAAGGCACCAAUUAAAGGUAAGAAUGAGACACAUGCCAUGUUUUAA
Messenger RNA from Coregonus sp. 'balchen', 4271 nucleotides. NCBI's taxonomy places the organism in Eukaryota, Metazoa, Chordata, Actinopteri, Salmoniformes, Salmonidae. The record is from the annotation of a GenBank genome assembly.